ACAUUUGUUUCCAGCCGGACGACUUUGAACUGCACUCACUCACCGCCAUGUAGGAGCAAGCGCUCCUCAGGUCAGCUGUCAUUUCUGUUUUUUUUUUUGUAUUUCAUUGACAAAAAAAGAGUACUUGUAUGUAACCCAUCUACUUUUGUACAUGUAAAUCUUUUCCAAGCAGCGUGUGACCUCUUCAUAAUGCUAAUUGUAGCCGAUCGAGUUCCCAGCUGGUUUUUGUUAUUGUUUUAAAGAGGCAGUCGCUCAUUUGCAACGCGAGUACGGUACUGUACUUCAUUUCGAAGUCCAUCAUGCAAUUUUAACAUUUGAAGUAUCACAUAAUUGCGAGUUAUGAGGGAGCUUUUGAGAAAAGUGCACCAAUUUUUGGUAAAAAUCGCGCUGCUUCCGAGCACUUUGGGCAAAUCAAUGAGUCUCCCGGCCGCCUCGGAGCUGCUCACUUGUCACCUCGUGCAGCGAAAGCUUCCACCGUGGACCUCUUUCUGCGUCCGCUACUCUGCCGUCCAUAAUGAUCAGUUUGGCUUGUCCAACUUCAACUGGAGCGUUCGGGGAUCCAACUACCACAUACUAAGAACAGGCUGCUUCCCCUUCAUCAAGUACCACUGCACCAAAGCACCUCCACAGAACUUGGACUUCGAGGACAGGUUUUUUACCAUGCUCAAAGUUAUCAAUCUAGGUAUUCCCUGUUUGGCCUACGGGAUCGGUUGCUGGAUGGUUGUGGGUGCUGCAGAAACGGUCCAGACGAGUGUUGGUCCCGUAAAGGUCUAUUUUGCCUACAAGGAAGAAGAAGCCUGCUAUUGACUGAUGACAACUCCAGAACGGAUCCCGUCCCUCGCCCAAGGUGGCUGGCGUAGGCUCCAGCUCAGUCGCCACCCAAAUGACAAUAAACAUUAUAGAAAAGGGAUGAACGGAUAGCCAGACAGAAGACAGUUCAUUUUAUCUGCGAACAUUAGUUGCUGUUGACUGGCUUGUUACGCUAAGUGGCAUUGCUUAUUUAAUUACUUAUUAUAACGCAUUUACACAUUAGCAGUUAUGUAUUCAAUUGCGUCACAAGUGUAAAAAAAAAAAAAAUACAAGUAAGGCACAUCAAGUUUAAUUGUUCAAUGUUUUAUUAAUACAUUGGCAUCAAACAGCUUCAACAUAAAAUAACUUUUGCAUCUCGCUUCAGUUUAGCUUCGGCCGUUAUCAUCCUGCGACCGAGGCAGCUUUCGUUGUGCUCAUACAAUGUCAAAACCUCGUGCAUCAUUCAUACGCAAAAUCCCCCUAAACAGCGCGAUGACACCACACGAGCUUAAUCAUUCUAAUUGCCUUGAACAAGGAACAUUUACUGAAAUGUGAUCGGUGGUGUCAAGCUGCACUGAAAUCCCCCCUCCUUUCAUUUGCGACCUUUCAUCAGGACUCAAAGUGUGCAUGGGGAAUGCUCAGGCAACCAUGUCUUAAUUACUCAUUGACCCUUUGACCCCUUAGCUGGAUUGAUACAGCCGUAUGGCCAGGCGCAAGCGCGCGGGGUCGCGCCCGACUGCGGCUCUGUGAGCUCUUAUAGGACGAUUCGGGUCGCUGAAAUCCAAACUGCGGCGCGUGCGAGUGAGCAGUAUUUGUUUACGGGGCUUCACCUUUUGAGUCGCUCCCGAGCGGCUGGCGAUGGGAGCCCGACGCAGCUGAGACUGAAGCUCGCGUCAUCGCAGCUCGGCAAAUUAAGUAUAUUUGUCUACAUUUGCCACGAGAUUGAUGCCUUUUAAUAGCCGCGCUAGUCUAACGCUGUUAUGAAGCGGCUGAAUUACCCGACGCACUCGGCUCGAGUGCUAAUGAACAAAGAAUUAAAGCCUCGCUGCCAAAUUUAAUUGCGUGCAGAUGCUGGUAAUACAUUUUGUCAAGGUGAAAUCUUUAAGUACUUGUACUGCUUAGGAUCUGGGUAAGUAACGCAAAACAAGUGCUGAAAUUGUGUGCUGGGGCGAUGUGUUUAACAAUUUAAUUGCAACGUCUAAUGAGCUACGUUCUGUAGUCUAUAAAAAAAAAAGUCAUCAACUUGAAAUAGUUUUAGCUUUCUAAAUGAAUUAUUUAACAGGGAAGUUGUACCACUACCCUCACCCCCCACCCCAUCUUGUCAUAUAGAUGUAUGAUUUGGCAGAAACAAUUAUUUUGCGGACGACCCCCGUAGCUAACACUUGCACGGUUAUCAUUGUAAAGCUUCAGGAUGGACGACGGCUCCAUUAACAGCGGACGUGGGGGGUGGGGGGUGGGGGUACCCGAGCCAUCAAUCGCGUCACUUUAAGGAUCGCAUCGGCAUUACACGGGAAUACACGGGCGCCGUCACACCUUGUCACGUUCACGCUGUAAUGGCACGUUCCCAAUCAUAAUAUUGCCACGGAAAUAUAAAACUUAUUGCGUUUCAACAUAGACAUAUGGAGACUGUCGGGCGAAACGUUGCAAUUUGGCUCGUUCAGUCAUGAUUGUUUUUGAUGAGUGUCUUGGUUGUUUUCCAUUUAAUCGGGCAGAACUCCGGCAGAAAUCAAUUGUGGUGUAGUUCUUCGCUUAACAGUUGACAAGGGCUGUUGUAAUUCUUCGUUUUUAUCUUCCUCCUUCCUACCAUAAAUAUGGUACUCAUAUUGAUUUGUUUAGUCAGCGGUCACAAUAUUAGGUACACAGUCCAAUCCAUACGCG
This is a messenger RNA of Syngnathoides biaculeatus (alligator pipefish), 2667 nucleotides long. It is a transcript of the gene c6h15orf61, whose product is annotated as chromosome 6 C15orf61 homolog. Bases 340 to 807 code for a protein of 155 amino acids. The transcript has 3 exons. Lineage: Eukaryota; Metazoa; Chordata; Actinopteri; Syngnathiformes; Syngnathidae. The record is from RefSeq and is a predicted model, not a curated record.